AGCUGAAUUCUGAGCUGGGGCACUUUACCGUGAGGCUGCAAAUCAAGCAGAUGUGCUUGCUGUGAAUUGCUACAGUGUCUGGACUUUUUUAUACCAAAGGUGAUAACACCUUCCUUCUUCUGUGAUUUUUUUUCAUUCUUUUAUAUUGUGUGUGUUCUCUGUAAAGGGAAUGAAAUGGAGAAGUUGAAGAAAUAUGCAUUGCUGAAAGAUGAAGAUCAGUUUUAUCAUGAGGGAGCUGUGGAGUUGCUAGUCUUUAACUUUCUGCUCAUUCUUACAAUAUUAACAAUUUGGUUGUUUAAAAACCACCGCUUCCGCUUUCUGCAUGAAACUGGAGGAGCUAUGGUUUAUGGCCUUGUAAUGGGAUUAAUUAUACGAUAUGCAACAAAAACAUCAGAUGUUGAAAACGGAACUGUUUAUGAAUGUGAAAAGCUGAAAUCUGGGCCAUCCAGUCUACUUAUUAAUAUAACUAAUCAGGUCUAUGAAUACCAAUACAAAAGAGAGAUCAAUAAUCACAAUGUCAAUGGUCACCAGGGCAAUGCAAUGCUUCAAAAGAUGACAUUUGAUCCUUCCAUUUUCUUCAAUAUUUUGCUGCCACCUAUUAUAUUUCAUGCUGGAUAUAGUUUAAAGAAGGUAAGUGCCUCUGUCUUAAAUUACAGAAAUGGCUUAGUGUGACUGCUACUUUUUAGA
This is a messenger RNA of Meleagris gallopavo (turkey), 687 nucleotides long. NCBI's taxonomy places the organism in Eukaryota, Metazoa, Chordata, Aves, Galliformes, Phasianidae. The record is from RefSeq and is a predicted model, not a curated record.